AUGGCAGUAGUAAAGGAGGUAAAUGAUGGUGUGACUUUCGUAGGGCUGACCAUAGGCCAAAGAUGUACACUGGUGGCCUAUGUAUUUCCAGGAAGGAUUCAGACUCCAAUAGCAAGCAGAAGACUGCUCUGUGCUCGCCAGUGUAGUAUCCCCAGGUCUCCAGCUGUAAGUGUAGCUUCUUUUGAGGAAGAGAGCCUUGGGGGAGCGAGUCCUUCCCCGACACCAUCCAGUGAAUGGGAAGAGACCCCGUUGAUCUUCACUGUUAAACGAGAAAUUAAUAUGGGAGCCAGAGGAGCACCCAAGCAGGCCUGGAGCAAUUCCUUCCUGGAACAGUGAAUAAUAAAAAAGUCUAUUCAAGCCCACUCAGCCAAUCCUAUGCACCUGGAGGAUGCAGGCACCCACAUCAACAGGCACGUGAGACUUCAGCCCUCUCGCAAUUCCAAGGGAGAGUCUGUCCCAUCUGGUCUCACCCUGAGGCCUCACACUGCCAUGGACCUCCGCAGGAGGAGCCAGACCCCCUUUGCCGCGUCCAGGGUCUCCAGGAGUUCCUCAGAGCUCGAGCUGGAGGAGAGGAUGGCAGCCACAGGAGGCACCCUGGCAAACCCAGAUUCCCAAAGCCGGCUCCCCGGUGUGCCAGGAAAUACAGUUGGAAGAGGCUCAGUUGCCGUGGCACCAGAGAUGCUCCCCAAGCAUCCGCAUCCCCAGGGGAAAGGGGGGCCUGAGGCAGAUGCCUCCCUCCAUGGCAAUCUGGCAAGAGCGCCCCUUCCUGUGCUUGUGGGUGCUCCCACCCAUCUCCCCUCAAAGAGGUUAAUCAAGGUUUGCUCUUCCCUGUCCCGCACACCCCAGCAGUUCCAUACGGUUUGUUCACAGGCCCCUCCUAGGCCGGGGGUGAAUGCUCACUUACACUGA
Camelus dromedarius (Arabian camel) is the source of this 909-nucleotide messenger RNA. It is a transcript of the gene C11H12orf42, whose product is annotated as chromosome 11 C12orf42 homolog. The record is from RefSeq and is a predicted model, not a curated record. Lineage: Eukaryota; Metazoa; Chordata; Mammalia; Artiodactyla; Camelidae.